CAUUUUCUCAAGAAUAUCCAAACGUAGAAAAAAAAGAAGCUUGUGUUGGUUGAUUUGGCGCGAACCCUUUUGUGUUGGUUGUUGAUUCUGGUAAAAAAAAAGUUUGGGAACAGAACAAUGACGACGACAAUGGAAGCGGUGAUGGAGAUAAGUAUGGUGGACGAUAUCAUAAGAAGAUUACUAGAAGGCAAGGGAGGCAAACAGGUCCAGCUCUCAGAGAUCGAGAUCCGUCAACUCUGCGUUAACGCCAGACAAAUCUUCCUCAAUCAGCCCAAUCUCCUCGACCUCCACGCCCCCAUUCGCAUCUGCGGUGAUAUUCAUGGACAAUACCAAGACCUUCUUCGGCUAUUCGAAUACGGAGGCUACCCUCCUUCAGCACACUACCUCUUCCUGGGAGACUACGUCGACCGAGGCAAGCAAAGCCUCGAAACAAUCUGCCUCCUCUUGGCUUACAAAAUCCGCUACCCGUCCAAGAUCUUUCUCCUGAGAGGCAACCACGAAGACGCCAAGAUCAACAGGAUCUACGGCUUCUACGACGAAUGCAAAAGGAGAUUCAACGUCAGGCUAUGGAAGAUAUUCACGGACUGCUUCAACUGUUUGCCCGUUGCUGCUCUCAUUGACGACAAGAUCCUGUGCAUGCACGGCGGGUUGUCUCCGGAUUUGGAGAAUUGGGAGCAGAUUAGGGAGAUUCAGAGGCCUACUGAGAUUCCAGACAACGGUCUUCUAUGUGAUUUACUUUGGUCUGAUCCUGAUCAGAAGAGUGAAGGAUGGUCUGAUAGCGAUAGAGGUAUCUCUUGCACGUUUGGAGCUGAUGUUGUCGCUGAGUUUUUGGAUAAGAAUGAUCUUGACCUUAUUUGCCGUGGUCAUCAAGUAGUGGAAGAUGGAUAUGAGUUUUUUGCAAAAAGGAGACUAGUGACUAUAUUCUCAGCCCCAAACUAUGGUGGAGAGUUUGACAAUGCAGGUGCAUUACUGAGCGUGGACCAAUCUCUUGUCUGCUCUUUUGAGAUUCUGAAACCUGCCCCAUCUUCAAGCGGUAUUCCUCUAAAGAAGGUACCUAAAAUGGGCAAGUCUUGAAAAUGCAAUAAAGCAUGCUCACUUAAGCUAGGCUCUGUGCAUUUCUUGAGAUGUAGGAAGAGAACCUCAAAGGCUACUUUACUUUUAGUAA
Molecule: messenger RNA, 1165 nt
Organism: Brassica oleracea var. oleracea
Lineage: Eukaryota; Viridiplantae; Streptophyta; Magnoliopsida; Brassicales; Brassicaceae
Product: serine/threonine-protein phosphatase PP1 isozyme 9-like
Exons: 4
Coding region: 118-1074 (318 amino acids)
Cellular component (GO): cytoplasm; nucleus
Molecular function (GO): protein serine/threonine phosphatase activity
Source: RefSeq, a predicted model, not a curated record